GCACAUUGCUACCCUCACUCAACUGCUCCUCCCACCGAUCUAUCCACGGGAACCCCAGCCCACCACCCCUCCACCGUGCCGAUGGAUCCGUCCGGCGCCGGCGCUGGCGCCUUGCGUCGGAAGGCGGAGCAGUGGUUGAGCGUGGCCGAGAAGCUCCUGGUGGCGCGCGACCUCGAAGGGUGUAAGCAGUUCGCCUCGCAGGCCCUAGCCUCCGAUCCCCACACCCCGGGCGCCGACGACCUCCACGCCGCCGCCGCCGCCCUCCUGGCGGCCCAGCGCCGCCGCCGCCCCAACGGUCAGCCCGAUCCCUACGGCGUCCUCGGCCUCGACCCCACGAAUCCCGCAUCACGCCACCCUGAUGCCAUCCACGCACAGUACCGCAGCCUCUCCUUCCUCCUCAAUCGCUCCCGCCCCGACCGCCCCUGCUCGCUCGCCUUCGCCGAAGCCGCCCGCCUCGUCGCCGAUGCCUGGGCUUUCCUAUCUGAUCCCGCUCGUAAAUCCGCCCUCGACGCGGAGCUCCAUGCCGCCGCCGCCGCCGCAGCUCGCGCAUACCACUCGCCCGCUCCAAAUCUACCGCAGCCGCACUCGCAGUCUCCUCUGCCUUCACGCCCAACUCCACCGACGGCUGCUCCCUCUCCACGCCCAACUCCUCCGCCGGCUGCUCCCUCCCCACGCCCAACUCCGCCGCCGGCUGCUCCCUCCCCACGCCCAACUCCGCCGCCGGCUGCUCCCACUCAACGGCCAACACAACCUCUGGCUACUCCCUCCCCACGGCCGACUCCGCCGCCGGUUUCUCCCCCUCUGCGGCGAACGCCGCCGCCGGUUGCUUCCCCUCCGCGGCCAACUCAGCGGUCGGUUGCUCCCCAAACACGGCCAGCACCGCUGACGGCUGCUCCCGCUCCACGGCCUAGUCCACCACCACCAAUUGCUCUACAAACACAGCCAAGUCCGCCACUACCAUCUACUCCCCAAACGCCGAUAGCUGCAACGGUCUCAGCAGUGCAGUCUGGUGCAGCACCUUCGUCAACUUUCUGGACAGUGUGCGCCUGCUGCCACAUUCACCAGUACGACCGCCAAUAUGAGACUCGCAAGCUGCUGUGCCCUAGCUGCCGCCAGACAUUUGUAGCAGAGGCAAUGGCCGAUCCACCUCCUAUUGUGCCGGGCACCGACAUGUAUUACUGCACCUGGGGGUUCUUCCCCGUUGGGUUCCCUGGGUGUCCUGGCUUUGAAAGAAUGAUCAAUUCACAGCCACGGGGACCAGAUCAGCUGAAUGCGCCGUGGCUUGGUGGCACCGGUGGUGUGAAAGGUAAUACUCAGGAUAAUGCUCAGAAUGGGGCGCCGCCAGUUAUUGCCACAGUAGUAGAAGUGCCAGUAGAGGUGCCGGCCGUGACGCCGCCAGCGAAACCAAUGAGAGUGAAGGUGGGUGCAAAGAAGCGUGGUCGCCCCAAGGGUAGUAAGAACAAGAAGAAAUUGUGAAUGCUAAUGAUGAAGAUGAUGGCUAUGAUCAUAGACCAGAUUGAUUAGUUGGGAUAUGCAUUCAAUCACAUUGCCAUUUAGAUCAACUGAAGCAGGUUGAAUCCUGAUUUUAUGUUGAUUGUCUUUCAUGAGGAGCAUUGCGGUCUUAUUGAUGGAAGAAUUCUUCUUUUCCAGUGGAAGAUUUCUUUCUUUUUCCAGAUAACGCUAAUCUCUUGUUCAUGCCCCCAUUGACUUGCUAUUAUGCUUUAGCUGUUAGCUGUUGUAUUUGCAUACUUUCUAAUUUCACAGCUGACCUGGAGACAGCUGAGUUGAUCUGAAAUGAUAGGUGAAUGCGGCUGGUACUGUUUAUUUUACAUUUGAGUUUGGUGCUAUUGUAACAUGUGCUCUGUGUAGGAAUGCUGCAUUAAAUGAAAUGGUUUAAAGCUCUGUUCUUUUAA
Molecule: messenger RNA, 1913 nt
Organism: Panicum hallii
Lineage: Eukaryota; Viridiplantae; Streptophyta; Magnoliopsida; Poales; Poaceae
Product: pollen-specific leucine-rich repeat extensin-like protein 2
Exons: 1
Coding region: 82-1476 (464 amino acids)
Source: RefSeq, a predicted model, not a curated record